Messenger RNA from Microthlaspi erraticum, 1113 nucleotides. The record is from the annotation of a GenBank genome assembly. Lineage: Eukaryota; Viridiplantae; Streptophyta; Magnoliopsida; Brassicales; Brassicaceae.
AUGGCUCUCGUUCUCUCUCUUUGCUUGGUCUUCCUUUUCUCUCUUUGCCAUGGUUCUCAUAGCUUACCUGCACAACGGACUCCUCAUCUUGACGCGCUUCUCGCAAAUGGCGACUUCGAGCAAGCCCCUCUCAAAUCAAACAUGAGAAAUAGGCAAAUCAUUGGCAAGUACUCUCUUCCUCAUUGGGAAAUCUCCGGCCACGUGGAGUUAGUCUCCGGCGGUCCACAGCCCGGAGGCUUCUACUUCCCUGUCCCGCGUGGAGUCCAUGCGGCUAGGCUAGGAAACUUAGCCUCGAUAUCUCAAUACGUGAGAGUGAAACGUGGUUUGAUCUAUUCUCUAACGUUUGGGGUCACGAAGACUUGUGCUCAGGACGAGAACAUACGAAUCUCCGUGCCCGGUCAGACCAAUGAGCUCUCUAUCCAGACGUUGUUCAGUACCAGCGGUGGAGAUACGUAUGCUUGGGCUUUCAAUGCAACUUCUGACUUGGUUAAGGUCACGUUUCAUAAUCCUGGUGUUCAAGAGGACCCUACUUGUGGGCCCCUAGUUGAUGCCGUUGCCAUCAAGGAGAUUCUUCCACUCCGGUAUAACAAAGGAAACCUUGUAAAAAAUGGCGGAUUUGAGAUCGGACCACACGUAUUCAACAAUUACUCUACCGGAAUCCUAAUACCGGCGAAGAUACAAGAUCUGAUCUCACCGCUUCCGGGUUGGAUCGUCGAAUCUCUGAAACCGGUCAAAUACAUCGAUAAUCGUCAUUUCAAAGUCCCAUCAGGUCUUGCCGCGAUCGAGAUCGUAGCCGGAAGAGAAAGCGCCAUUGCUCAGAUUAUUCGUACUGUCGCCGGUAGAAACUACAUCCUCUCGUUUGCGGUUGGGGACGCACACAAUGGUUGCCAUGGAUCGAUGAUGGUGGAGGCGUUUGCGGGAAAAACGGCGUUUAAGCUUCGGUUUGAAUCAGAAGGAAAAGGAGUGUUCAAAACGGGGCGUUUUAGGUUUGUGGCCGAUUCGAAUCGAACCAGGAUUACUUUCUACAGCGGGUUUUAUCAUACCAAGCUUCAUGAUUUUGGACACCUUUGUGGCCCUGUUCUUGACAAUGUUAGUGUUGUUCUGACCCAUUAA